GGGGGAUCAACAAUACUUCUCGGUAGUGGAGCAGCUAUUUAUCGAGCUGUGGAUUCAUUUGAAGACCUAAAGCAAGUGGGACUUAUUCGAUUCGGCAGAGCAGCAAUCGCUGUUGGAAACAUUGUUAUUGAUUACAAAUCCUCGCUAAGAGGUCUCUACGACCCAUCUGAGGAGUACAAUGUUGCGAUAAAGGGGUGUCAUAAACGAAGUGCCUCACGGUUACUUGAUCUAGCUUGUGCCAACGGUGGAGUAUUCAUAAAGGUAGGGCAGCACUUAUCAGCUUUGGAGUAUUUGAUACCAGAAGAAUACACUUCUACGCUCUCUGUAUUGACUUCAAAAGCUCCGGAGGCAACGUAUGAUGACGUUGUUUAUGUUGUUGAGUCGCAGCUGGGAAAGAAGGUCUUCUCAGAGUUCGCAGAAAAACCAAUCGGUGCCGCCAGUCUCGCACAAGUGCAUAUCGCGAAACUGAAGGAAACGAACGAGAAGGUUGCUGUGAAAGUGCAACAUCGUCGAGUGUACAAAAACAGUCGUACGGACAUCAAUACUAUGGAUUUCUUAGUGAAAGUUGCUGAUAAGCUAUUCCCGGAGUUCAAACUUAUGUGGUUAGUUGAUGAGGUGAAGAAGAACCUUCCACACGAACUCGAUUUCCUAAUGGAAGCAAAAAAUGGUGAUCGACUGGCGGAAAUGUUCAAACAUCUCAAAUUCUUGAAGAUACCCAAAAUGUAUUAUGAGUACAGUACACCUCGCGUGCUUGUAAUGGAGUUCUGUGAAGGCGAACAUAUCGAUAAUAUUAAGUACAUGAUCGACAACAAGAUCAAUCGGCACGAUGUGUGCCGGAAGAUGGGUCGACUAUAUUCUGAGAUGAUUUUCAUCAACGGCUAUCUUCAUUCCGAUCCUCAUCCGGGCAAUGUACUCGUUAAUAAAAAGGCGAACGGCGACGUCGACAUUGUCCUGCUCGAUCACGGCCUUUACUUAGACAUCGGUGAUCACUUUAGAGGGCUCUACGCAGACUUGUGGCUCGCUCUCUUAGCUCCUGAUCCGGAUAAGCUCAGAAGUGUAGCGGCUGAGAUGGGUGUUGGUGAGCUUUACGGCUUGUUCGCAUGCAUUGUAGCUCGGCGGUCAUGGAAAGCUGUAUCUCAGGGCAUCAAGAAUAGGAAAAUGGAUACCAAUGAGAGAAAUGAACUUCGUCUCUAUGCCGCGUCGCUCAUUCCACAAAUCAGCGAGGUCCUACAUAGGAUGCCUCGUGAAAUGCUCCUGAUUCUGAAGACCAACGACUUGCUAAGGAACCUUGAGCACGUACUAGGAAUUGAAAAUCGCGCUGAUUCGCAUAUUGAGGUGGCGGUUUCAAGGUGCUUCCUAAGCCAAAACUGUGUUCGUAAUAGCUAA
Messenger RNA from Haemonchus placei, 1386 nucleotides. NCBI's taxonomy places the organism in Eukaryota, Metazoa, Nematoda, Chromadorea, Rhabditida, Trichostrongylidae. The record is from the annotation of a GenBank genome assembly.